Brassica oleracea var. oleracea is the source of this 1320-nucleotide messenger RNA. RefSeq lists its product as uncharacterized. The transcript has 2 exons. The record is from RefSeq and is a predicted model, not a curated record. Bases 1 to 1320 code for a protein of 439 amino acids. NCBI's taxonomy places the organism in Eukaryota, Viridiplantae, Streptophyta, Magnoliopsida, Brassicales, Brassicaceae. Gene Ontology annotation, biological process: meristem development; meristem maintenance.
AUGGCUCCACCCUCUCAGAACAUUCCACUUCCUAGUCUCACCUCCACUGAUGAAUCCAAACUUGACUUAAAGGCUCUGUCUUUGAGUGUUUCCUUCCAUGGGUGGAGAGAGGCGAACUCAGCUUUCAAGUCAUGGGCUAUAAAAAUGUCAUCUUUACACAGACCCACAUGGAGAAAAGCUGGUAUCUUCGAAGCAGUCAUGGCAUCUACCAAAGGACUCAACAAAGACACAGAUCUCCUUCUGGGUAUCGCUGAGAGAUGGUGUCCCGACACCAACACCUUCCUCUUCCCUUGGGGUGAAGCAACCAUCACACUUGAAGACGUUAUGGUACUUCUAGGCUUCUCUGUUUUGGGCUCACCGUAUUUUACUCCUCUGGAUAGCUCGGGAGAGGAGAUUCUGAGGACACUGGAGGAAGAAUGGGUCAAGAUUAGGAAAGGUAGUUCAGCCCAUUUGGUAACUAAACUCCAAUGGAUGGGAAGAUUCAUGGGCACUAGGGGUGAGCUUGAGCAUGCGGCUUUCCUUGGGUUGUGGCUAAGCUACUUUGUGUUACCAACAAGGUAUUGCCAUGUUGACCAAGCUGUUUUGUCCAUAGCUAUUCAUCUCUCUAGAGGUACUAGGAUUGCUCUUGCUCCUCCUGUUCUUGCUCACCUGUAUGCUGACUUGAGUCUCUUGAAAGAGCACAUCAUAGGUUUCAAGACAGUGAUGUUAAACGACAAAGUUGAGCUGAGUGCCUUGUUUAAGUUGGUUCAAGUUUGGACAUGGGAGAGGUUCAGGGAGCUACGUCCCAACAACACUAAUCCGUUGCGGCAAGGUGAGCCAAGGUUGGCUCUUUGGGAUGAAGCGAAACCAAGGAAAACAAAGAGGCAUGUGAGGAUGAGAAGAAAGAGAAAUGUGAGGGAGAUACUGGCAAACUCGAAGAUGGAGAGUUUUGAGUGGCGUCCUUACACAAAAGCUGUGAGGAACUGGAACUUUCCUAAGUUUUACCCUGAGAAAGCAAUGUCUGUUCCUAUUGGUCCUGAUCUUGAUGAGGAGUUCAUCUCCUUUGCUAGAUGCAUCAAGGAUGUUCCUUGUCCUGUUAACCAAAGCAACCUCUUCAAAGAGGCAGCUUGGGAUGAGUACAACAAGCCUAUUGAUGGAUUGAGAUUGUUCGUCCCUUCUCGUUCUGCAUUAUCUUAUUUUACUUCAGUGUACUGUGAGUGGUGGAGGAAGGGUAAGCGAGCUGUUGAACUAGCUGAAUCAUUAGGUGAUGAUGAUACAUCUAAGCCUGUUCCUUCUGGUUCUAAGAAGUCAUUGAAGCGAGUUAGUAAGGAGGAUGAGUGA